Messenger RNA from Rubroshorea leprosula, 570 nucleotides. The record is from the annotation of a GenBank genome assembly. Lineage: Eukaryota; Viridiplantae; Streptophyta; Magnoliopsida; Malvales; Dipterocarpaceae.
CACCAAAUCCCUUACCUCUUUUCCUUCUCUCUCUCUUAUUUUUCCAUGGAAACAAUCAAGAACCAAAGUCCCACGCCCUCCUCAACCCUAGCCAUGCACAAGAAUUCACAUAUGAUAUCAAAACCAAAGCCCAAAAUCCGCAUAAUUCACUUAUUUGCACCGGAGAUCAUCAAGACCGACGCCGACAACUUCCGGGAAUUGGUGCAGAGGCUCACCGGAAAGCCAACACAUGAAAAGGGUUACAAGAAGAAAGCAAGAAGAGCUGAAACCAGAUGUAACUUCAGUGAGAAGCUACCGCCGGUGGUGGUGACGGGGCCGACCAAGAAAAUGGAGGCGAUGAGAUCGGAGAGGAUACCAAAGGAAGAAGAAGGGAUGUGGAAUGGUGAGAAUUCAGGUGAUUUUCUAAAUGGGUUUGGAGAUUUGGAAUUUGGGUUUAUUCAAGAGCUUGGUGAAUUUCCUUUGCUUCCUUUGGAUGCCUCACACUUGAAUGGAUUUGAAGAAACUCAUCAAUUGGCCUAGCUAAUCAUGAGAUCAAUUAAUGUUUUCUUUUAGUAAAUGAUUAAUUGAAUU